This is a messenger RNA of Aegilops tauschii subsp. strangulata, 1821 nucleotides long. RefSeq lists its product as uncharacterized. The record is from RefSeq and is a predicted model, not a curated record. NCBI's taxonomy places the organism in Eukaryota, Viridiplantae, Streptophyta, Magnoliopsida, Poales, Poaceae.
AUGAGCUUCCCAGGGAGGCUUUCCUGGGUCGUGCUAAGGAAGCAAGUCCCGAUCUUCUACGCCGAGGAGAAAGAUCAGGAAGACGAGAUCAUGGCCAAGGCGAGCAAAGAUUGGGGUGACAUCGAGGACGGGUCCUGGAUGCUCGACCAGUUCUCCCUCGACUUCCACCUCGUUCAGCCCCCGGAGCUCUCCACCUUGUCCCUGCGCGCCAAGGCCGAGUCGCGCGAGUACGGCGGCAUCACGUGCCUCCUCGAGUCCGUCAUGGAGAACUUCCUCGUCAUGGCUCUGCUGUUCGGCAACAGCUUGUACUGGCUCGUCUAUGACGCCGCCAAGAACUCGCUCUCGCUGCUCCCCGCCACCAUGGAUUCCGUCCUCGCGUUGGAAGAUGACAAGUCCUUGCUCCCCCUCAGGCAACCUGCUGUCCUGCCACGCGACGACGGCUCCUGCGAUCUGCUUGAUGUAGGACUCUGCUUUGAUGGACCCGGCGAAGUGUUGCCGCGGUCGUGCAUUCUCUUCCGGUGGUCGAACCGUGGCCCUGGCAAGACGUGGACGAAGCAGCAGGCGCGCGUUAUCCCGCAUGCCCCGCUGACACUGACGGCCCAAUGCCCUGUUUCGCAUAUUUACCAAGCAGACGUGGUCUUCACUUUCAACGGGAAGGUUUUCUGGGUCGACCUCGAGAUUGGCGCCAUUGUCUCCACCGGUACCACCACCGAAGACGGCGAACUGGACUUCAUCCAGCUUCCCCACGAGUGCCAAGGCAGUGACUUCUCCCGCAGUUACCCCAACGAGCGCCGGACCAUGGGUCCAGUUGGGAACUCCAUAAAGCUCAUCUCCAUUGUCACCACCAACGGCGACAACCCCGGCAACAACACAGACCCUGCCGACGUCAUGCUGCGGAGCUGGACUUUGUCGCCAGACCUCCGCUCAUGGACUAGAGACGACGACAUGGAGCUUCCCUUGCCGCUACUAUGGGCCUCGGAGGCCUACAAGCGCGAGAGGCUGCCACAGGCCAUGCCGCGGAACCCAGUCCUCAAGGCCGAUGAGGACGGCGUCCUCUACCUCUUGCUGGGAGAUUACUACGUGGAUUUGGAUACAAUGGUCCGGCUAUGCAGGGAGAUUGAGUGCGUGAUCAGCAUCAACAUGCACACCAAGUCUCUCCUAUCCCGCAGCCAUCGUCCAAUCAAAGAUGGCUUGCCACCCAUGUGGCGCCAAGACAGAGACCAGCCUUCCAAAGGUUUCCGUCCUAAUAUGCCUUCCCUGUUUGCCGCCAAGUUCUGCCCGAGCCACACUGGAUGGUCUGAAUCUGAUGGUCUUCUGCCCAAGAAAAAAAGGAAUCAUCUAAUAGAUGGUAAUUUGAAUCUGAAUCUACUAUUGCCACUCCUCCUCCUACUCCUACUUGGUGUUAUUUGUGCACAUUAUGCUAGAUUGAUGACUAGCGUUGGUUGAUCAACCGUGAUUUAUGCUUGACUGCAUUGUUAGGGGCUGUUCUUCUUUUUGAAGAAUUUAGAUGAUGUCCUUGAUACUUCUUGGUGACUAGUCUAACAAUGCUAUAUUUGCUACUGCUUGCAGCCGUGUAGCUCUUGCUUCUACUGUUGUGGUUAAACUUGUAAUUGCUGUAAACUUGUAUAUGUCGUAAUGGUCUCGAUGAGGGGUUGAAUCCUCUUGUCUUGUUAUCAUGUUCUGCUGCUGAAUCAAGCCCGAGACGUUUUGCAGAGCUCGUUGUGCCUACAUGAUGCUGCGAACAAAGAGCAGAGUGAAACAAAACAGCUUAUAAAUUUGUAGUAAAAAGAAAAAAAAUAUCAUUUCCUACGUACAAGAAAA